GAGCUUCUCUCUCUACAUUUUCUCUCUCUAGUUUCUCUCUCUAGUUUUAUCUCUCUAAAAUUUCGACAGAUCAUAACUUUUGAUCUGUAACUCCGAUUUAGGAUCCGCGAAAAGCUAUGCAUUCAUCUUGAUGCCCUAUUUCUAUUCAUAAAGGUUUGAGUUAGAUCCAACGGUAAUUUCUAGAAGGCUAGUAUUAGGAGGCUCGGUUUACGAUCGGUAUUCUAGGAGGUGAUUUGUAUUGUAAAGAGAAGUAUUUAGAUUUUGAUGAGCCAAAGUGGGUUGGACGAGCCUAGAAUGAAGAGCCUAGAUGGAAGAGUUUAUUUACAUUCUGCUUUGUAACACUCACACCUCAAAUUCGGGGUCAGGUGCUUAAAAUCCACCGACACCUGGUCCGGGGUGUGACAGGUUAGGAAAACCAGUGUUGGGCCCCUCUACCGCACUCUAUACCAGGCCACCAUGCAUUCUUUUGAGACUAGCAUCUCUGGCCCUUUUUGUAUCCUUGAUUUCUGGAUUCAAACCUACUUCCCAUUCUUCCGCCGCGACGAUAUUUCGUUGCUACCUUCGGCUGACGCUCUUCUUGGUUAGUGGUUCUGUCGCGAGGAGAGGUACAUAUCCCCAUCCUAUUAUGAGUGUUUCUCAUAUUUGUACCUCCUGCACGAAAUGCCCUAUUGCGACUUAGUACUCAAUAGGAAAUUCCCUCUCCUCUUGAAAAUGGGUUCCUUCAUGGAGCCCCUAAUUAUAGCGAUCGCGCGCGUUUGGCUUUCCACCGCGUGAUCUCUUGCUCAGACAUUAGGCUUGCAUCUGAUGACCUUAGCUAUGAGCUUUAUGCUCCCAACCACUUGGCUCGCCAGUUUGUCCUUAUCCAACUAGUGCCAUUCCCCUUCUAUGAUGCUUGGAACUACAACACUUCUUAGCGCAGAAAUGGCCCCUUGACAAGGCCUCCGCCAGUACAAAGCAUGCUCGUGUUGGUUGACCUCCCUGAAUGGGCUAAUAACAUCGACCCCGUGGAUGGGACUGCUGAAGAUUAUGAUCAAUGGUGGUCAGAAAUUUUCGUCAACUGCUGGGGACAGAGGGAUGACAAGCUCUUCGCGACCAUUUUGAAGAACUGCGAUAUCCCUAUGAUGCUGAUACCGAGCUACUUGCCCGCUUUCCUAAAGCUGAGACACGACUUCCGCUACUUGAACCGGCUCCUCAAAUCGGGGGAGCCCCGCGCCCGGUCCAAGCUGGGAUCGUCAUCCGCGAGCCUCCUUAGGAGGGAAGAGCUCCAUCCUCUAGCAGUCAUGCAGUUGAUGUUUCCCCGACCGCGAAGAAGAAAACGAUAGCGAUAGAGCUUGAAGUCGAAAACUCUUCCUCUGACGAUGAUGACCCACAAACAAUUGCUACUGCUUUAGCCCACAAUCACAGUUGCGCUGAUCCCCGGACUGACCCAUGGGCAGAAGAUGAACCCAUCGCUGACCGACUGGUCAUCAAGGCAAGUUGGAGAAGGAUCCUCUGUUGCUGGCGAAGGUGUGUCUGGUUCGCAAACCAAGAGCCAAUUGAUCCUGCAAACAAUAUGCAGUUGGUUUUGGUCCCCAUACAGGUUAUCGAUGACAGCCCACCUGAGGUUGAAGAAAGGGUGUCGCUCCCAGACAUCUCCCAUGGGCAUCCAACUGCCCUCCUUCUGGAACAAGCAGGGCCUGAUUCAAUUCAAGCGCCCGGUGAGGUUGCCCAGGAACCUGUGCUUACAUCAAUUCUUCAUGAACUACCUGCUGAAGAGGACCCAAAUGCCAUUCCAAACGAGGAAGCGGCUGUCACAGCAGGAGAGAUAGUGGUCGAGAAUCCUACUGAACUUGUCCUUGAUGUAGUUGGUCAGGAGCAUGCCCCCUAUGCUCCCCAAGCCAUUGAAGCCGGGGAGGCAGGAGAAAACCCUGAACCAAUGCCAGAGGCAGUACCUGUUGAGGAGCCUCUAGAGGCCCUUCCAGUUGCUGAGCAACCGCCUCCGUCCACUUUAGAACGGCUAGCUCGCUUGCUCAAAGUGACCCCUCCUUGGGUAGUAGAUGAUGCCCGAGAAGGCCUACGUCGCCUCCUGGGUCCUGAUAUUCUAAUUCCUUGCACGCCCGCGAGAGUUUUGGAAUAUCUGAGGGUGCUUCUUUGCGAGAGGGUUAUCACUGAAGACCAAUAUCAAGAGGUUGACGAGCUGCUGCAAAAUCUUCCCCAAGGGCUCAAUGAGAGAGCGGUCGCGACCGCGCAAACCAGGCAGACCGAAACACAUUUCCAGACUCUUGCUCAACAAACUGACGCUGCGCGUGAUUUCUUGGGUGACCGAGCUAAUCUUAUCAGGGAAUUGACUCUCAAGAGGAACCACCUGUGGACCCAAAUCCAAGAUCUUCAGGCCCGAUUAACUGAUGUGAUGGCUAGGCUUGCCCAAGCGGAACCUCAAUUGGAGCAACCCUUUACAGCUUUCGAGACGCUGACCCAUGACUUGGCCCAGGCUCAUGUAGCAACCCAACAGGCCACGCAAGCCGCCGCUGAUGCUAGCUUUCACCUGGAUAAACUUUUCCUCCGCUUAACUCGUGUAGGCCGGAGACUUUUAGGCCUCCGAUAUUAGGCCCAUUAGCUUAUGUGAACAAUAUUACUACCGAUAAAUUAAUUAUUUAGCCCACUUUGUUGGCCCAAAUUUAUUUAUCUCGUAAGUAAUCGUUUUGUUCAACGCUUUAACUGCACGAACACAGUUUCAAAAGAUAAUCUAAAAAAGGAACGGUUACCUCCUCGGAGACCGCUCUUUCGUCCACGGGUAUUCAAUUCCGUUUAUUCCCGAGAUCUCAGCAUUGAAUUCUAUUGAUAUUCCCGUUGAUGGAGUUGAAAUGUCUUCAACUGCCCAUAUCUAAAGGUUGAGGCCACUGAGGUAGGCUUCUCUAAAUAUCAAUAACCUUGAUAGAAGAAAAACUUACACCAACAUGGCUCACCCAGCAAUGACCUUGCAAGCCCUUCUCCUCUUCCUACUAUCUCUCAAAUCUUCUCCAUACGAUCUCACCCUUAGCCUCUAGCUCUUAGGCUUUAUGGCUUAAUCUCACUGCCUGUGUAGGCCUUAUGGUCUAAUCUCAAGCAACUUCGUGUCUUUGGUCUAUGAAAACUUGGAUGGAACAUCCUAGGUUUUGGAUAGGUUGAAGAACACGAAGGGCUCCUAACGCGGGGCACCACAAUCUGGGGAGUCCCUCUCCUCAUAUUUCUCCGCGCGGAGCAACGCGAAGAAGGGAGGAAGGCCACUUUGAGGCCGACCAUUCUUCUUCUGCGGCCUACCUCCGGGGUCUAAUGAACCACCUUCUGUUUUCCUUUGGAGGUAGAUGAGGCAGCUGGGUCGCACUCCGGUGCUGAUUUUGUCCCCAUCCAGGAGGAUAACGAAAUGGGAGGGUUGCGAUGGAUUAUUUCCUUCCCUCUCCUUCCAGUACAGAUCAUAGCAGCUGCGACUCAGAUCAGAGGAGGGUGAAGAGAGGAAGAGUAAGAGUGAAUAUCUCAUCAACCCUUCUUGCCGGAAGAUCCGAAAACUCAUAGAAGACAUGAAUCCUUAUUAGUUGUUUCAGCCACUUUCUGGCUUUGUAUAUUGUUAAUGUAACUUUCUGGG
Molecule: messenger RNA, 3601 nt
Organism: Rosa chinensis
Lineage: Eukaryota; Viridiplantae; Streptophyta; Magnoliopsida; Rosales; Rosaceae
Exons: 6
Coding region: 1553-2587 (344 amino acids)
Source: RefSeq, a predicted model, not a curated record